Messenger RNA from Chanos chanos (milkfish), 2240 nucleotides. It is a transcript of the gene impdh2, whose product is annotated as IMP (inosine 5'-monophosphate) dehydrogenase 2. Lineage: Eukaryota; Metazoa; Chordata; Actinopteri; Gonorynchiformes; Chanidae. Gene Ontology annotation, molecular function: IMP dehydrogenase activity. Gene Ontology annotation, biological process: GTP biosynthetic process. Bases 282 to 1826 code for a protein of 514 amino acids. Gene Ontology annotation, cellular component: cytoplasm. The transcript has 14 exons. The record is from RefSeq and is a predicted model, not a curated record.
AGUACGGCUCAAAGGCGUCUUAGAGUAGUGUCAUUAGGUAAAGUAAGGAUAGAACUCAUUAACUUGGUUGACAAAUCCAAAUAUUCAAAAGGCCGACAUAAAAGGGAACAAUACUACGAGCCUAUUACGCGUCUACGCAGGGUGGCAGCAGCGGUCUGGUGACUGUUUCGGGCUGCAGCCAAAGAGGAGAACCUAUCAGGCUGCCGCAGUGAGGAUAAAGCAAAGGUUGCUUUCAUACUUUGUCUCACGAGAGUGUCGGACUGUAUUGGUGUUUUCUCACCAUGGCGGACUAUUUAAUCAGCGGUCAAACAGGAUACGUACCUGAUGAUGGUCUCACGGGACAGCAACUCUUCGGCGGCGGGGAUGGCCUCACUUACAAUGACUUUCUUAUUCUCCCUGGGUACAUUGAUUUCACCGCAGACCAGGUGGACCUGACAUCUGCACUGACCAAACAGAUCACGAUGAAGACCCCUCUGGUGUCCUCCCCCAUGGAUACUGUUACCGAGUCGGGGAUGGCCAUCGCCAUGGCGCUGACUGGAGGAAUUGGUUUCAUCCAUCAUAACUGCACCCCAGAAUUUCAGGCCAACGAAGUCCGCAAGGUCAAGAGGUACGAGCAGGGUUUUAUUACGGACCCUGUAGUCAUGAGUCCAAAUGAGCGCGUGCGAGAUGUGUUCCAGGCCAAGGCCCGCCAUGGUUUCUGUGGCAUUCCCAUCACAGACAACGGGCACAUGGGCGGACGCCUUGUGGGCAUCAUCUCCUCCAGAGACAUCGACUUCCUCAAAGAGGAGGAGCAUGACCUGCCACUGAGUGAGGUGAUGACAAAGCGGGAGGAUCUUGUUGUGGCCCCUGCUGGAGUGACACUAAAAGAAGCCAAUGAAAUCCUUCAGAGAAGCAAGAAAGGUAAGCUGCCUAUCGUGAAUGAGGAAGGCUGCCUGGUGGCCAUCAUCGCACGGACUGAUCUGAAGAAGAACCGUGACUUUCCUCUGGCGUCUAAAGACUCACGCAAACAGCUGCUGUGUGGCGCCGCCAUCGGUACACACACGGAUGACAAGUACAGACUGGAUCUACUGGUGCAGAGCGGAGUGGAUGUGGUUGUACUGGACUCAUCUCAGGGGAACUCUAUCUUCCAGAUCAAUAUGAUCAAAUACAUAAAAGAGAAAUACCCCAACCUACAGGUUAUAGGAGGCAAUGUGGUGACAGCCGCCCAGGCGAAAAAUCUGAUUGACGCUGGUGCGGAUGCCCUCAGAGUGGGCAUGGGCAGCGGAUCCAUCUGCAUCACGCAGGAAGUGUUAGCUUGUGGGCGACCUCAGGCCACUGCCGUGUAUAAGGUGUCAGAAUACGCCCGUCGUUUUGGUGUGCCAGUCAUUGCUGAUGGGGGCAUUCAGACUGUAGGCCACAUUGCUAAAGCCCUGGCACUUGGAGCUUCAACAGUUAUGAUGGGCUCUUUGCUGGCCGCCACCAGCGAAGCUCCGGGUGAGUAUUUCUUCUCAGACGGGAUCAGACUGAAGAAGUACAGAGGCAUGGGUUCCCUGGAUGCCAUGGAUAAGAACCUGGGCUCCCAGACAAGAUACUUCAGUGAGAGUGAUAAGAUAAAGGUAGCACAAGGAGUAUCGGGGGCCGUACAGGACAAGGGCUCCAUCCACAAAUUUGUUCCAUACCUGCUUGCUGGCAUCCAGCAUUCCUGUCAGGACAUAGGGGCCAAAAGCCUCACUCAGCUUAGGGCUAUGAUGUAUUCUGGAGACCUGAAGUUUGAGAAGAGAACCAUGUCUGCUCAGAUGGAGGGCGGAGUGCACAGUUUGCACAGUUAUGAGAAGCGUCUGUUCUGAGGAGUCCCAGCGUCAUUUGUGGAUGCAUACGUUCAUGCACACACACACACACACACACACACACACACACACACACAGACACACACACACACACAUACAAAUACACACAAAUACAGGAGCAUUCACACAUCCAUGUACUGUCUCACUACACAGCAUACAAACACUGGCACACACUGAAAAACCUCAAAUUCUGUUUGUUCUCGUCUUCCCACUAAGUUUCCCUCUUCACACGGAGAGAAACUGUGUGUAUGUGUGUGAUUUGUCCUGAAGGUCAUGGAGUGUUUGUUUUGUUUUUUUUUUUUUUCUUAAAUGUAUAUCUAAUGCCUUCCUUGUUUAAAAGACGUGUCUCAUUGACAUUUCAAGUCGAUUACCAAGAAAUCAAAGAAUAAAAAUUGUUCCCUUUUUUUCCACAAA